This is a messenger RNA of Dromiciops gliroides (monito del monte), 666 nucleotides long. Its product is annotated as GTP-binding nuclear protein Ran-like. The record is from RefSeq and is a predicted model, not a curated record. Bases 1 to 651 code for a protein of 216 amino acids. Gene Ontology annotation, molecular function: GTPase activity; GTP binding. The transcript has a single exon. Lineage: Eukaryota; Metazoa; Chordata; Mammalia; Microbiotheria; Microbiotheriidae. Gene Ontology annotation, biological process: ribosomal subunit export from nucleus; protein import into nucleus. Gene Ontology annotation, cellular component: cytoplasm; nucleus.
AUGGCCGCCCAAGGAGAACCCCAAGUGCAGUUCAAACUUGUAUUAGUUGGUGAUGGAGGUACUGGAAAAACCACCUUUGUAAAAUGUCACUUGACUGUUGAAUUUGAGAAGAAGUAUGUAGCCACCUUAGGUGUUGAGGUGGAUCCUCUCGUGUUCCAUACUAACAGAGGGACUAUUAAAUUCAACAUAUGGGAUACAGCUGGCCAAGAGAAAUUUGGUGGUCUGAGAGAUGGUUAUUAUGUCCAAGCUCAGUGUGCCAUUAUAAUGUUUGAUGUUACAUCAAGAGUUACUUACAAGAAUGUACCUAACUGGCAUAGAGAUCUGGUACGAGUAUGUGAAAAUAUCCCGAUAGUGUUGUGUGGCAACAAAGUGGAUAUUAAGGACAGAAAAGUCAAGGCAAAAUCAAUUGUCUUCCAUAGGAAGAAGAAUUUCCAGUACUAUGACAUUUCAGCCAAAAGUAACUACAACUUUGAGAAGCCCUUCCUUUGGCUUGCUAGAAAACUUAUUGGAGACCCUAAUUUGGAGUUUGUUGCCAUACCUGCUCUUGCUCCUCCAGAAGUUGUCAUGGACCCAUCACUGGCAGCACAGUAUGAACAGGACUUACAGAUUGGUCAGACAACUGUGCUCCCUGAUGAAGAUGAUGACCUGUAAGGGAUUGAAGCUAGA